UCCACGGCUCCGCUGUGGCCUUUGUCUGUCCCCGGCCAUCUUAGAACUGUACCCACAUUCGGUAAGCGUUCCGGAGGACCGGAGACCGCCGUGGCCUCUGUCUCCCGUGACAGUCGUUCUUGGGAGGCCCGCAGAGGACGCGGGAUGUCGGCACAGCCCGCCAUGGAGUUGGUGUCGUUUGAGGACAUUGCUGUGUACUUCACCUGGCAGGAGUGGCAGGACCUAGACGUUGCCCAGAAGUUGCUCUACAGGGACGUGAUGCUGGAGAACUACAGCAGCCUGGUGUCCCUGGGCUGCUGCGUGAUCAAACCUGAGUUGAUCCUCAUGUUGGAACGAGAAUUUGGUCCAUGGAGGGUAGCAGAUACCUCAAUCUGGAACUUUCCAGGGUACUGCAUGAGCAGACCAGAGUUGAACAUGAAGCUGCAGCAUGGAUUUGAGCCGUGGCGUGCCUCAGAAGCUCCACUCUGGAGCCUCCCAGAUGUCCAUAAUGUAAGUGGCCUGGGAAGUCAAGAGACACACUUGUGGCAAGUUGAAGUAACCAGUGGCAUUACAUCAUAUGAGCAGAUGGUUGAAGCAGAACUACAGAUUCAAGAGAGAAUUCAUCAAGGGGCAAAAACAUAUGAAUAUAAAGAAGGUAUGGAAACAUUUUAUCCGAAUUCACAGCACACCAGGAAUCAUGCAUCUCAGUCAUAUGAGAACCCCUAUGGAUGGGAGAAAUGUAGAAAAGCUUUCUACUAUCAGUCCACCCUCACUCAACAUCAAAGAUUUCACAUAGGCCAGAAACUCUAUGACUCUCCACAGUGCUGGGAAAUUUUCCCCUGGAGGUCCCAACUAAGUGUACCCGAGACGUUUCAUGCAGGUGAGAGGCGAUACGAGUGUGAAGAGUGCAGGAAGUCUUUCCAUCGGAAGGCAAACCUCAUUCGACACCAGAGAAGAACACAUAGCAGAGAGAAGCCCUAUGGGUGUAUAGAAUGUGGGAAAACCUUCUACUGCAAGUCCGACGUCACUCGACACCAGAGAAGAACUCACAGCAGAGAGAAGCCCUACGAGUGUGGAGAAUGCAGUAAGACUUUCUAUUGCAAGUCAUACCUCAUUCGACAUCAGAGUAGAACUCACAGCAGAGAGAAGCCCUACGAGUGUACAGAAUGCACUAAAACCUUCUACUGCAAGUCAGACCUUACUCGACAUCAAACAACCCAUAGUGGCGAAAGGCCUUUUGAAUGCAAUGAGUGCUCUAAAACGUUCUUCUAUAAAUCGGACCUCACUAAUCACCAGAAAACGCAUACAGACGAGAAUCCCUAUGAAUGUAAAGAGUGUAGGAAGACUUUCUGCUCCAAGUCAAGCCUCAAUCAACAUCAUAGGAUUCAUACCGGCGAGAAGCCUUAUGAAUGUAAUGAAUGCAAGAAAAGUUUCAAUUCCAAGUCAAACCUCACCGAGCAUCAGAAAAGAACCCAUACCAGAGAGAAGCCCUAUGAAUGUAGCGAGUGUUGGAAGUCCUUCUACUGUAGGUCAGAACUGAUUAACCAUCAGAGGACUCACACAGUGGAGAGAUACUACGAAUGUAAAGAGUGUAGGAAAAAUUUCUACUGUAAGUCAAACCUCAAUCAGCAUCAAAGAACUCACACAGGAGAGAAACCGUACGAAUGUAAAGACUGCAACAAAGCUUUUUAUUGUAAGUCAAACCUCAAUCAACAUCAGAGAACUCACACAGGUGAAAAGCCUUUUGCAUGUAAAGACUGCAGUAAAGCUUUCUAUUGUAAGUCAAGCCUCGUUAAACAUCAAAAAAUUCAUUCAGGUGAGAAGCCAUAUGAGUGUGAGGAAUGUAGGAAGACUUUCUUCCAGAAGUCAGACCUUACUCGACAUCAGAGAACACAUACAGGCGAAAAGCCCUACGAGUGUAAAGACUGUAGCAAAAGUUUCUAUUGUAAGUCAAACCUCAACCAACACCGGAAAACUCACACCCAUGAAAAACUUCAUGAAUGUAUACAAUGUAGGGAAACGUUCUAUUCUAAGUCGGAGCUUACUGCGCAUCAAAGAACUCACACAGAUGAGAAACCCUAUGUGAUGUUUAAUAUUGACAAGAUAUGGAGUCAUGUCGGAGACGGGCCUCUAGGCAUGCCUGUGAAAGAUUAUCCAGAUUAAGUUGGCCUCUGGGGAUGUCUGUGACUUAUUGUCUUUAUUUGGUUAAUUGAAGUGGGAAGACCCACCAUAAAUAUGGGUGGUCCCAUUCCCUGGGCUGGGGUCAUGUACUGCAUGAAAAGGCCUGCGCCAUUUUUGUAGACUGGGGCUCUGGACUACAUGAUAAGGAGAAA
Acomys russatus (golden spiny mouse) is the source of this 2312-nucleotide messenger RNA. Its product is annotated as zinc finger protein 883-like. The transcript is spliced from 6 exons. Gene Ontology annotation, cellular component: nucleus. Gene Ontology annotation, molecular function: DNA-binding transcription factor activity, RNA polymerase II-specific; RNA polymerase II transcription regulatory region sequence-specific DNA binding. Bases 145 to 2142 code for a protein of 665 amino acids. The record is from RefSeq and is a predicted model, not a curated record. NCBI's taxonomy places the organism in Eukaryota, Metazoa, Chordata, Mammalia, Rodentia, Muridae. Gene Ontology annotation, biological process: regulation of transcription by RNA polymerase II.